Molecule: messenger RNA, 2208 nt
Organism: Erythranthe guttata (spotted monkey flower)
Lineage: Eukaryota; Viridiplantae; Streptophyta; Magnoliopsida; Lamiales; Phrymaceae
Gene: VND7
Product: vascular related NAC-domain protein 7
Biological process (GO): regulation of DNA-templated transcription
Molecular function (GO): DNA binding
Source: RefSeq, a predicted model, not a curated record
UAAUUAAAGUAGCUUUUUACAAGAAGAGGUACAUAUACAGAAGAAAUCAAGAAAAUAUCAGAGACAUGGAAAUGGAGUCAUGUGUACCACCUGGCUUUCGUUUUCACCCCACCGAAGAAGAACUCGUCGGUUAUUAUCUCAAGCGAAAAAUCGACUCUCAGAAAAUCGAUCUCGAUGUAAUCACUGACAUCGAUCUCUACCGAAUGGAGCCAUGGGACAUUGAAGGGAGGUGCAAAUUGGGAUAUGAAGAACAGAAUGAGUGGUACUUUUUCAGCCACAAGGACAGGAAGUAUCCGACCGGUACACGGACCAAUAGGGCGACAACAGCUGGCUUCUGGAAGGCGACCGGACGAGACAAGGCUGUGCUUUCGAAAGAACGAAUUAUAGGCAUGAGAAAGACUUUGGUUUUCUAUAAAGGUAGAGCGCCGAACGGCAGGAAAACCGAUUGGAUCAUGCAUGAAUAUCGCCUUCAAACUUCUGAACAUGCACCUCCUCAGGAAGAAGGAUGGGUCGUAUGCCGAGCAUUCAAGAAACCGAAUCCGAGUCACAAGCAAGGUGGUUGGAAUAACAACGGUUACUACAUCAGAAACAGCACCGGUUACUACAACAAUAGGCCUCCGUCGUAUCCGAGCACCUCGAGUAGUACACUAAUGUGUAAUUACGAUCCUGCCCUCAAUCAAGAAUCGAAUUUUCUCCAAAGCCCUUUCGACAGCUCGUCGAUUUCGACGGGCUUCGUGGCGAUCAACGACAAUAGUUUCGAGGGUAGUGGUGGUGUGUUAGCGAAUCAUGAGGAGAAUAUUAAUAUUGAAGACGAGAAGAGCGGUUUUAGCAACGAAUUCGGCGACGAGUGGAAGAGCUUCGAUAAUGGAGUUGGACAACCAUCUUCUUCAUCAUCAUAUUCUUACACAAACAUGCCAUUGCUACUUCCCCACAUUAAUAUUAUUAAUGAUGACGUGGAUGCUCAAAACCAUUUAAGCCACGUGCUUGAAUGCUUUCAUGACUUUUAGCAGCACCUACACAAAUUCCAUUCACACAUAUAUAAAUACUAGAAAGGUGGACGUGCGUUGCACGUCUCGUAUUAAUUUAUAUAUUUUUGUGUCGUAGUUGACAUAUUUGUUCAAAAUACUAAUAUAUAUUCAAAAUAUUCAGUAUGUUAAAUACAUUGAUAAUCAUUUUCAAUAAAAUAUAACUUUAAUAAUGAAAUACAUAAACAAAUUCAUACUUCUACUCAUAUGUAUUCAUGAUAUAUAGCAUUUUUUUUUCUUUUUACUUAAUAAUUUAAUGCUUUCUUUUGUGUCAUUUUCUUCAGAUGAUCUUGAUAGUACCUCAUCAUGAUCAUUAGAGAACAUGUUAUUUACGUGUUAUUUUCUUAUUGGUUUUUUUUCUUCUUAAAAUAUCUUCUUUAAUUCCUAGGAGUGUAUCAUAUUGUUUUACAUUUACAUGUUAUUUAUGAUGCACGGAAACUUAUGUAGAGGUGCGUUUCCAAAUCUUGAAAAUGUUUCGAAACCGAAACCUCCUGACACCUGGCUGAAACAUUUUGGAGCCAUUUUCAUAUAUAUUGAAAUAUUUUGGGGGAAUUUAUGGUAAUAAUGAAAAAAACAGAAACGUGUUUCCAUCAAAAAAGAAUCGCAAACCCGUUUUAGAUAAAAACUCGGAGAACUGCGUACGCCUGAAAACAUCUUAAAUCUUAUGCGUGUUCUAGUAUUUUUUGUAGAUGGUAGUUCUAUGCUAAAGCAAAUUUACUCCAACCGUACAUAAUUUGUGGAAUUAUAUUGGAACUUAUAAGUUAUAUAUAAUUUGUACAUAUAAAUAUGUUAUUGAUGAUAACACAUAUAAGUUAACGUUCUAAUAGUUUAUAAAAAUUAUGGAUGUACUCUCUAUAUUUUAAAUAUAUACAUGUUUUCUCCAUGUUUCCGUAUCCAUAUUCUUGAAAAACGGAGUUUCCCAUUUUGAUGUGUCCGCGUUACCAUGUUCAUGCUACAUAGCUUGUUAUAUGGAUGUAUUUAUUUUUAUCUGUUUAAAUUAUCCCGAAAAUUAUGUCGCUAUCAACUAUCACUUUUGGUUCCUAGUGGUCGUACAUUUGUAUUUAGUGCAGUAAGAAGAUACAAUCCAUUAGAUGUUUGUAAACUUUAGUUCUUUAGUAUUAGUCUUCACCAUUUUGAAAAUGAUUUAUGUUAGUACUUCGUUAAUGGUUCCACCAUUUCAAAU